UGAUCGAACGGUCCAAGAUAAACAAAAGUAAGAUCCAACAGAAAAAACGAGAAAAGAAGAUUAAAUGUUUUGGGACCGAGCAAGAGCAAAGCCAGACAGCUUGUCUUUCCUUGGAGUUGUCAUAUCAAGCCUUACCUUCUGCCUCGGAUUCGUUCUCUUGUUGCUGAUAAUUUAUUAGGGUUAAGAUGAGCUUUAGUGGCCCUUCAAUGAGUUCCGGGGGUAAAACUUUUAGAAGAGCUGUUGAGUUUGGAAGGACUUAUGUGGUCAGGCCCAAAGGUAAACACCAAGCUACUGUGGUUUGGCUUCAUGGUCUUGGUGACAAUGGUUCAAGCUGGUCACAGCUCUUGGAGACCCUUCCUCUUCCAAAUAUUAAAUGGAUUUGCCCAACUGCACCUACUCAACCAAUGACUAUAUUUGGUGGCUUUCCUUCCACUGCUUGGUUUGAUGUGGAAGAUCUUUCAGAAGAAGCUCCUGAUGAUUUAGAGGGUUUAGAUGCUGCAGCCUUGCAUGUCGCAAAUUUGCUAUCAACAGAGCCUGCUGACAUUAAACUUGGUAUCGGAGGCUUCAGUAUGGGUGCAGCAACCUCUCUAUACUCUGCAACCUGCUUCAGUUGUGGAAAAUAUGGAAAUGGCAAUACAUACCCUGCCAACUUAAGUGCAGUUGUGGGACUAAGUGGCUGGCUUCCAUGUUCAAAGACUUUGAAUAGCAAACUUAGAGGAGAUAGUGAAGCUGCAAGACGUGCUUCAUCUUUGCCCAUUUUGCUUUGUCAUGGCAAAGGUGAUGAUGUGGUUCAAUAUAAAUUUGGUGAAAAUUCCUUGCAAGCCUUGAGUUCAAAUGGUUUUCAGGAUGUGACAUUCAAAUCUUACAAUGGGCUUGGCCACUACACUAUCCCUGAAGAGAUGGAUGCGGUUUGUGCUUGGCUAACAUCUAAAUUGGGACUUGAGGGGAAAUCUUGAUUUCAUAACUUUGAAGAGGAAGGAGAAAAUUGGUGAUGGUUGUAAGGAUAAAAUUUAGUAGCUCAAAAUGGUUCUUGUUAUGGUAUACAUGAUAUAGCAAUCUUCGUCCAAGCAUCCCCCCGGUUUAGUUCUGGUUUAUUUUAUAUCGGCUAACUGUUGCAGAUCUACAGAAAAUCUUAUCGGUAAAUCUUUUAAGACCGUGCGUGAUUUGGGUGAUCAACUUUCAUUUGAAUGGUAAUUUUUAUUGACUUGUUUUGAAAUCUGGAUGGUUAUUGCUA
Mangifera indica (mango) is the source of this 1234-nucleotide messenger RNA. Its product is annotated as acyl-protein thioesterase 2-like. The transcript has 10 exons. NCBI's taxonomy places the organism in Eukaryota, Viridiplantae, Streptophyta, Magnoliopsida, Sapindales, Anacardiaceae. The record is from RefSeq and is a predicted model, not a curated record. Gene Ontology annotation, molecular function: hydrolase activity. The coding region runs from base 186 to 956 and encodes 256 amino acids.